This is a messenger RNA of Nematostella vectensis (starlet sea anemone), 2640 nucleotides long. RefSeq lists its product as uncharacterized. The coding region runs from base 354 to 2177 and encodes 607 amino acids. Lineage: Eukaryota; Metazoa; Cnidaria; Anthozoa; Actiniaria; Edwardsiidae. The record is from RefSeq and is a predicted model, not a curated record. The transcript has 8 exons.
AACACACUGAACAGUAUUCUCCAUUAAUGAUUUCUAGGCUUACUUUCACUUCCGGUAAAAGGUUUUGUUGUCAUUCUUGGGAUCGUGCAGAAAUUUAUCGACCGGUUUCGUAUUCUGCACCGACUAUCAUGUUUUCCUGCAAAGUCAUUUUACAUUUAAUUAAAUGCAAUAUGUUAGGAAUACGAAGAUUCCGCUGUCUUGGGCAAAAACCAACAGAAUAAUCACAAAAGUGAAGCCUUUUUGUUUGCCAAGACCCUUGGCUACAGCGAAAGGUGUCACCACGUGCUAGUAUUUAGGCCAAAGUCUCCUCUAAAUCAGUCUGAAAGGGAGGCAGAGAGUAAGAAGGAUAUAGAAUGGAUAACCGUGGGCUGUUAGAAGCGAAGGAUAGCGAGAGAAGAUGUCAAAUCGCGGGAUGCAAUGAUUUGACUGUAGGCGCGAGGACCUCUCUGUGCCGAAAACACCGAAACAAUAAAUACAAGCAAAAUUAUAAAAAGAAGAAACGCAAGGCCCAGGGAGCAGAGGAUAAAAAAGGAGCUUUGGAAAAUCAAUUGGCCGAGGAAAAAUAUCACUUGGAACAGAAGUAUGCCAGUAUGUUGCAGCAAGUUCUUGUGCAAAAAAGAUUGGAUUUAUUACAGUCAGAAAGUGUGAUAAACCUUCUGAGAGAUCAUCAGCAAAAGGUCCGGGAAAGCAAGCAAAAAGAAGUUGCUGAAAGUAAGAAUGGCUCACAAGUUGCCAAAGAAUCUGAGCUGCUAGCCACCAAAACAGAACCUCAAGAUGUACCUGCUACAGGACAUUAUGCCAAAGGUUUGCAGUCUCCAUCCAAGCAAUGCUCCAACUCAAAGACAUCCAACAAAUCAGGGCAAAUGAGCAGUACGUCACUUUGUGCCUUACAGUCAGCUAAACCAAAAUCCUCGACAAAAACUAUGAAUAAAUGCACAACUGCAAAACCUUCGCUUCAGAAUUCGGAGGAAAUCAUUCCUCCAGGUGACCUGUCGGAUUUUAUUGGACUUGAAGGGAACUUACUUGAAGGACAAAAUAUGUCCCCCUUUGAUUCGGCGGUAGCUAGGAUGCAACCACCGCACGCGGAUAUGGGAAGGGGGAACGGGCAAAUUUCGCAUCAGGAAGGAAGUGGAAAGCAGGAAGAUUGUAAUACACAACAACAACAACAACGACUGCAGCAACAGUUGCAAAAACAACAACAACGGCCUUCACAACACAAAACACAAACGCAGAACAAACAACCAAGAGCAUCUAAAAAGCAGCAACAACAGCAAGAGAUGAAGAUUCGACAGCAGCAACAGUAUAUUCAGCAACAACAAGUACAGCAUAUGCAACAGCAACGAUUGCAGCAGCAGCAAUUACUUCAGCAACACUUACAGCGACAGCAGCAACAACAACGAAGGCAUCAACAACAACAACAACAACAACAACAACAGCAGCAGCAGUUGCAUCAGCAACAAAGACUCGAACAAAGUUGUGCCACGGCAAACAACCCGAUCCAGUUAAAGCAGGCUCUUUUCAGCACCGAGUUAUCCAUCGGGACUUUACCCUCGUCAUCUAAUAACACUCAGACUCGCACUAACACUACCCACGUGUCGGGCACAAGGCCGAUACUUCCACGAACGCCCAUCACUAACAAUCAACAAUUGAGAACACGCAUCCGGCCAGAGGCUGUACCCAUAGCCCCUGCCACGCCCACCCAUAGGCGCAUAGUUCCGCUAAUGCCUUCAGUCUCAAACGCCGACGAAAGGUUACCUGUGAUCACGGCAGUCAUGUCAGGUCAGGGCGCGCCAACUGUCAUGCCGCACACCUCGUCAGCGGUUCUUAAUGGUAAUUUGACGGACCCUGCGGCGUUUUCCGUCGCGCAUGCGCCCCAGCAAGGUUUUUCUCAGGAUCAUGGUAUUAGUACCGUUACUUCUAUGAGCAAUGGGGUUAUGGACUUCCUUCUCCAGAAUGUUGCCGAGUUUCAGGCGCAUAGUAAUGGCUUGGUUUCUUCUAACCAGAGCUGGUCAAACCAGUUGAAAUCAACGAAUCAGGAUCAAUUCUUGUUGCAAGUUUUGCAGGACGUCAAGAACAGCAAUUUCGACAUGAACGCACUUAACAAUCCUGACAGCCAAUCACAACACGAGCUAUCAGACAAAGCUCCACAAGAUCGACAUGUUUCCCCGUCUGUAUAACUCCGGGAAUGGACUUCGGUCGCUUACUGUCAAAACUAUGUCCAUAACUGUUCCCGGGGAUGCUCGCUCAGACAUAACCCCGCAAAGUGAAAACCUUUUUAAAAGUUGAUCUAUCACAUAUUCAACUGCGAUAACUAGGGACAGAGAACACAACAACACAAAUAUCAAAACUGAAAAAUCAGGCACGCGUACUUUACAAAAAAGAAAUUGAACUCAAAAUUCCCCUCCCGCCGUCCUCCAUUACCCCCGAAAAGAAUAUAUGAGGCUGUCUUACAAUUUUUAUUCGAUAACUAAUAUUUUCUCGCCGAUUUUAAACCUCAACCGUCGAAGAACGUAUGCCACACGAACCUGGAAAUUAUUUAUUUCUAAUACAAGUGAAUAGUAUUAUUUGGAAAAAUAUGAUAAUGUAUUGUGCGCGUUUUUUCUUAUCUAUUGUAAAAAAUAAAGAUACGAAUGAUGAAAA